AUUUCAUAAAUCUCGAACAUUCGAUUUAUUAAUAUUUCAAACAUAAAAUAAUAACGUAAACCGGUGUGAGCGAGGAGCGUGCAGUAGGUAGCGGCCGGCUAGCCGCGCGCAAUACUCCGAAGGUGUUUAUUAAGAGGCGACGUUAUCGGCGCUCGGCACUCGACGUCGCGUCGCGUCGCGUUGUAGAGCCACGCCGUGCCGCCCCGCGUCCGACGUCGUCCGAAGCCCGUCCGGCCGCGGCCCGUCCGGCGGCGCGGCGGCGCUACAAAUCUUCCGUUUCACUCGGGCCCAGCCUCCGAGCGGCGCGGAGAGGAACAGCACGCUCCAAAGCACGCGGCUGCGUGAUGCCGGCUACUCCCGAAAUAGACCCCCCGCGCGGGGCGCCGCCACCGGCCCAUCGACGUGCUUUUAGUAUGCUGCGCGCAUGCGAACCGCCCGCACCCUUCUGCGCUCCUGGUACGGCCAACGCGCGAAUUUAUUCUAACAAAAAUACAUUUCAAUAAAUAAAUAAGUAGCAUGCUUUAAAAUUCAAACAUGGUCGCUAUAUUGGCCAACCCGAAAUGGAGCGAGGACCUCACCAUCCAAAUGAUAAUCGAGUACGAAAAACGCGAGUAUCUAUGGAAUCCGGUGUCCGAGCACUACAAGAACAAGAAAAUACGGGAGCAAGGCUACGUGGAGAUAAUAAACGCUUUGAAUUUGGUCGACGUGACUGUUAAAGAGUUGAAAAACAAGAUAAAGAACAUACGUUCGUCGUACAGCGUGGAGCUGAAGAAGAUCCGCGCGGCGCGGAAGGCGGGCGCGCAUGCGUACCGGCCGAGCGUCACGUGGUUCGAGCACGCAGACAGGUUUCUGCGGGCCAUCGUCACGCCGAGCUCCGUGGACAACAGUUUGCUCGACAUCCCGAUGAGCGAUGACAGCGACGUGGUGCAGGACCUGAGCGAGCGCAAGUCGCCGGAGAAGAAGAGUCCUCGCAAGCGGCGCAGCUCGACGCGCUCCUCGACUCCAUACGUGCUGAACACGCCGUCGCCGCGGCCGAGCACGCCCUUCGGGUUGAGUUCCACUGCCAGCCCCUUCGGUAUCCUGCCUCCUGUCACCUCCGCGCCGUUUUUAAACCCUCCCGUGGGGAUCGCGACCCCGCUAACUACUUCCCUGGCCACGAUAUACCCUGUACCCACAAAACAGAAGAAGGGCACCUCUGAAAGCGACCACACUGACCUACCCCAAGACCUGAGCCAGCAUUCGGAGAACGGGAACGAUUCAAACGAGUUCGAGAUGUUCGGGAAGUUGAUUGCAAGCCAGCUUCGGAAGUUGCCGCUCAGCCUGGCUCUGGAUACGCAGCUGAAGAUACAGACGCUGGUGAACGCAGCGAGGAUCCAGGCGGUAUAUCAGCAGUAUAGUUAUGCCGGGCCGUCGCAGGAGGCGCUGUCGGUUCAGGCUUUGUCGAACGGUAUUUUGGCCAGCAUGGCGUCUCAAAGCGGGUUCGGAUCCCGGUCGAUGGGCCUCAGAAAUGAUUCUCCGGACGAAAUGCACAGAGACCUCAAAACUGAGUACUCCAUAGGCUCGGAGGCUGAGGAUUAAAUCACUGCCCAGAAUGGUCAGCGGUGACGAAUGGCGAAAAUAAUUGUAUAAAUAUUAAAAUUCGACCUUAAUUCUAUCGGUAUACGGAUGAUAUUGACGAAACAAAAUACACAAAGCAUGAUUGGCCGUUUCGGCUUGCUCAGCAUUUUCUUUGUACUAAAAUCAGCCAUAUGCUAGACAUGUAAGGUUGAAUUUCUUUUGCACGCCAAUACAAUUUUUUGCCGCCAUUCCGUCUACGCUGAUCUACCAGAGUACCUCACUCCUCGGAGAUAUUUCGAAUUUAUGUAUGCUCAUCUGUUUAGAAUAAAUCAGAUUGUGUGGAUUUAAAAUUUUACGUAGAUUUCAUGGGCGUUGGGUCGAUUAUAUUUUAAUUAUUGAGGAGACGGGGUUAAUUGGCCAUUAGGAAAAAAACAGCCACAUUUUUUCAUAAUAUUUUUUUUUUCUUCUUAUAUUUCGUCAAAUGCCCCUGCGCCCAUGUUUUGUGGUAAAUGUUAGAUAUAUCGAUGUUAUUGAUGUGUAGAUAAACAGACAAAUAAUUACUGAGUACAAACUUUCGGAGUAGUUUGUGUAGUUUCGGAGCUAGUCACUGAUUCGUGCGGAUCUCAAUGUUUAGGCUGUGUUUUUUUUUAAAGGAAAAUUAUUUUUAAGAUUUACCGGGCGGGUUCGCCAGUUUCAAACGAAUUUAUUUUGUGUGAUAGAUCGGUACGGCCGAAGGGAAAAAAAAAUAUGGCGAAAAAAAUCUACCCACAUUUUACAAAAGUUAUAUUGACAAACUGUUCUAUUUACAUACUUAUCACUAUCCUAAAUGAUGGAUUUUUGUAUACCGCAUCUGGGUAACUAAAAAUUUCCAUUUCCAGUAAGUACAUAUUCGUGGAAAGUCUUGUGAAACAAUUUUAUUUUUCCCUUCGGAUGUCUAGGUUACCUGUUUAUUAUGUGAUGAUAACGUGUUAUAAAUGUAAGAAAUAAAAUACCUCAGCGUAGCACAGUACCUUUUAUAGUGUUUAUUGGGAUGAUAUUUUAUCUGUUGUUCUAUGUGCCACAAAUAGAUUGUGUACGAGAUGUCAUUUAUUGAGAAAUAAAUAUUUUAUAAAUGUCAGAGUA
Messenger RNA from Manduca sexta (tobacco hornworm), 2679 nucleotides. RefSeq lists its product as uncharacterized. The record is from RefSeq and is a predicted model, not a curated record. The transcript is spliced from 2 exons. The coding region runs from base 535 to 1578 and encodes 347 amino acids. NCBI's taxonomy places the organism in Eukaryota, Metazoa, Arthropoda, Insecta, Lepidoptera, Sphingidae.